Rotaria sp. Silwood2 is the source of this 1269-nucleotide messenger RNA. The record is from the annotation of a GenBank genome assembly. Lineage: Eukaryota; Metazoa; Rotifera; Eurotatoria; Philodinida; Philodinidae.
AUGCAAGAGUUAAGGUACCAUAUGCGUGACUGUCAAUCAGCAACACAAAAUAGAGAAAUCGACAGCGAACUCGAAAGACAGUUUCACGAAAUACAAAAUGAAACAAGCCGAUUUGAACGAAUGGAAUAUGAAACAAGAGUACUUGAAAGAGAGCAAGAUCAAUUAUUGCAACGUGAAAGAGAACAACGUGAAAGAAUAGAACAUAGAAGAAUGGAAUUUGAACAUAUGCAUGAAGAAGCAAAAAGAUCACUAAGGAAAUUAUAUUCCAACCUAAGCCAAUCUAAAGAAAGAAUGGCCUUCUCUGCGCCUGAAAGCCCAGAAGAACUCCUUCUCGCCUCUUCUCAGGUUCGAAGACAAUCAUUGCAACGAAUGCGACAUUCCGAUAGUGAUUCUCAUCCUCCUCCUCGUCCUUCUCCUACCCCCACUGUUACUACCACUACUAAUGCUACUAUUGCUGAACGUAGUCCUAUAAAUACUCAAACAAUUGUUCUUCAAAACUGGAAUCCAAAAACACCAUACAUGGACAAAAUUAAAGCGAGCACUAACAUACAAACAGCUUAUCAGAUUUAUUUAAAUAAAUGUCAAUCCUAUGCUAAAUCACCGUCUUUUUAUUUCGAUGUAGCAUCCUAUUUUUUCUCACAAGCUUGUUCUCCUUUUUCGAAAACAUCAGCAAUUGAUACAUUUAAUCAACAUCAUUCAAUGUCAAUUUUUAGCACUCAAACAGUUUCAAAUGAAACUAGUUCUAGUAAUUUCGAUUCAAAUCAAUAUGUAUACUUUGGCUUACGUAUUUUAACCAAUGUACUAGAAUUAGAAUUAGAAUCACCACAAUUAUUACGAACAGUUGCCUAUAAACUUGUCGAACUUGGUCUUUUCAAUUUAGCUGAGAAUUUUUUUCGACACAUUGUAAUUCUACGAUCGGAUGAGUCACAAUCAUUUCGAGAUCUUGCAGUAUUGUUGCAAGAAUCUAAUAUUCAAUAUAAUCAUAUUACAGAAAUAUCAGAUCUAUUUAAGAAAGUUAUAUUAGGUGAAUGGAAUAAUCGUUUUGCUGAAAUUGAAGUUACAGCAUUGCAUGAAUUGAAUUGGUUUCUAUUUAAAUUUCAUCAACAGCAGCAAAUGUCAGCAUCUCUUGAUAAUCGUCUUAUUCGUCAUUUACCUGUUGAUUUAAGAAUAGUUUUGGUGUGGGAUACAGAUGAUACAGAUGUUGAUUUACACGUAAUUGAAUCAACUGGCGAAGAAUGUUAUUAUUCGCAUAAAAAUACAGCUUUUUGA